AUGCCGACGGCGGAACUGGUUUUCGUCCCCACCUCGGGAGUCGGCCAUCUCGUCUCCACCAUCAAAUUCAUCACUCAAUUCCUUAACCGCGACCCUCGAUUCACCGCCACCAUUCUCGUCUUCAAAUACCCAUUCGCACCCACCACCACCGACGGAAUCUCCGAUCCUCCGCCGUCUAACCCCGCCUUCACUCCGACCACGCCGCGUAUUCGGAUCAUCCAUCUACCCCUUCCAUCCGAUCCUCCUUCUCCCAAAAUCUUAUCCAAGUCCUUCGAACAUUACUACUCUCUCUAUAUCGCGAGCUACAAGACCCUGGUUAAAAACGCCAUAAUUGACCUUGCCGUUCCGGUUGUUGGGUUGGUUGUUGAUCUUUUCUGUACUCCCAUGAUCGAUGUGGGUAAUGAACUUGGCAUCAAUACGUACGUCUUCUUCACUUCCUGUGCUGGAUUUCUCGGGUCCAUGUUUCAUCUUGAAACCCGCGAUCGAUGUGUCGGUGUGGAAUUCGACAAAUCGGGAGCUGAUAUGAUAAUUCCGGGUUACGCUAACCCAGUUCCGACGAGUGUUUUGCCUCGUUAUUCGUUUAACCGCUACGGAUUCGAGUCCAUGGCGAUUCACGCUCGAAAGUUCAAGGAAGCGAAAGGAAUCAUCGUCAAUACCUUCGCUGAGCUUGAACCUUAUGCUUUCAGUUCAUCCUCUGAAGACGGAAUCCCUCCGAUUUAUCCGGUGGGGCCGGUGCUGGACCUGGAAAGCGUAAAUAGGCCAACACCAAAUGAAAAUCAGAGCAGUGAAAUUAGGGUUUGGCUCGAUAAUCAGCCACCGUCAUCAGUGGUGUUCUUGUGUUUUGGUAGUCGGGGAUGUUUCAGCCAACCCCAAGUAGUGGAAAUAGCAAACGGUCUUGAAAGUAGCGGAGUGAGGUUCCUCUGGUCCUUGCGCCGGCCACCGCCGCCGCACAAGAAAUUUGAAUCACCAUCGGAUUAUGCCGAUCCCGACGAUGUCUUGCCGGAGGGAUUCCAGGAGAGGGUUAAAGGGAAAGGAAAAGUCUGUGGGUGGGUUCGGCAAGUAGAUGUUUUAGCCCACAAAGCCAUUGGAGGCUUCGUUUCACACUGCGGAUGGAACUCUGUUUUGGAAAGCAUUUGGUAUGCGGUGCCGCUCGUGACUUGGCCGCAGUAUGCUGAGCAACAGUUAAACGCUUUCAAGCUGGUUAGAGAAUUAGGAAUAGCAGUGGAGUUGACGAUGGAUUACCACAGGGAAGCUGAAUCCCUGGUGACUGCAGAUAAGAUUGAGAGAGCUGUUCAUCGUUUGAUGGACGGCGAUGAAGCAGGGGAGGUGAGGAAGAGAAUGGAAGAAAUUAGUAAGAAAAGUAGAGAAGCUCUUGUUCCCGGUGGUUCCUCUUACACUUCAUUUGGGAAUUUGAUUGAUGAUAUGUUGGCUAGUUCUGUUUAGUAUCUUAUAUCUUAUUAUCUGAUUCUGAUCUGAUAUCUAUGUUUUGAGUCUGCUUUUUCAUGAUAAUCUAUCAAUCUAUGGAACCAAUCAUGGAAAAUAAGAAUUGGAAUUGAUUCAUAGAGAGAAUAAAGCUAAUUACAUA
Cucumis melo (muskmelon) is the source of this 1585-nucleotide messenger RNA. Its product is annotated as anthocyanidin 3-O-glucosyltransferase 2-like. The record is from RefSeq and is a predicted model, not a curated record. Gene Ontology annotation, molecular function: UDP-glycosyltransferase activity. The transcript has a single exon. Lineage: Eukaryota; Viridiplantae; Streptophyta; Magnoliopsida; Cucurbitales; Cucurbitaceae. Bases 1 to 1443 code for a protein of 480 amino acids.